AAAACAUCUAGACCACAUGUUCCUCAUCUCGGGUCCAUUUGUGAGUGAAGGUGUGCUUGAGUUUCAGGUUAUGUUAGGUUUUGAAGACUUAUUUUACAGAAUAUAAAACUUUAUAGUUUAAAAAAAACAGUUCAUCUUUAAUUAUCUGAUAACAUGGCUGUUAAAAUACGGUAUGGGAGAUGAUGAAGCAUAUGAAUGUAAUCACUUGUGCUUCAGUCCUAACAAAGAUGAACUUAGAUUUAUCCCAGAUUGUGAUCUUAUAAGCUCUGAAGACACAGACAGUAAAAACGAUACCUGCAUUAGAAAACCUCGAAAAUUAAACCAGUUACACCCAAGAGCAAAUACAGUGUUCAAACUGUUGAAUUCAGUAAGAACACAGUUUGAAAAUACUUGGGAAGAAGCCACAUUUAGAGAUGAUAAUGUCUCUGUGAUACCAAGUUCUGAUUUGGUAAAUAGCAUGGAUUCUUAUAUUGAUCCAAAGAACAAGAUGGUUCAGAGUAACAGAAAACGCAAGCGAGGAGAUGCUGCUUCAGAUGAGGAACUGAGUGACCGACAGGAGAAACGUGUAAAGAGACACUCCGAUGAUUGGAAAUAUAAACAAGUGAAUCGUCAAGAACAAGCUCACGCUAUGUCUGCAAGUGAUAGUGAGAACUCUGAUGAACAUGUUUCAGACAAGAACCAGAGUUCAGAACGACUAAAUGGGUAUAAUACACAUUCCAAAAAUACAAAUGUUUGCAAUGGUCACUUUUUAAACAAUGAAGAUAACAGUUUAAGUGAGCAAGAGGUUUAUUUAGAUAUGAAACAUUCCAAUGUUUCAAAUAAUACUAAUGAAGAUGCCAAUGUGAAUGACCAAAAUGAUUCUGAGGAAGAAAUUGAGAAUAGUGAAGAUAGUGAUAGUAACAAUAGGUUUAUAGAACCUAGUCCAUCUGAAAAGCGAAGUAGUAUAGUUGGAAUAAAAUCAAAUUCAAAGUCUGCAUUAGAAAACCAAAAUAUAAAUGCAGUUCAUGAGAACUUAUAUCGAACUCCAAAAAUUACCGAAGAAGAUGAAGAGGAAAUUUUACAGUUUUCUUCUUUGUUGAGUGAAUCUCUACUAGAGAAAAACAAUGUUUGGAUUCUCCAAUGUCCUGCACAAAUGGACUGCAGCGGUUUGGAGAACCAACGCCUGAACCUAAAUGGCAGUUGUCAGCUGGUUGUGGGAGACUCUGUGUUUGAGGCUUACAGCUACAGAAACAAACAUGAUAGGUUGGCAACCCUGGCUGUACCUAGCGAGAGCAACAAUUUCCAACUGCGUCAAGUUCCCAUCACUGGAAAUAUAAUAGUAGAGGAGGCAAUUCAGUUCAAUAGCAAAGCCAAGUUCAACAUCCCUGAUCCACCUUCGUGUGUGGAACUGCCUGAAAACCUGAGAACGAGACACCCGCUACUUGGAUUAGACUAUGAGAAGCAGCCAAGAACUGCACCCAGACUUAGUAGUUCCCCGAAGAAGAAGAAGAAGAAACGGCAUGAAAGGAAAGACAUAUGUGAUGUGCAGGAAUAUCCUGAAGAAACCAAAAUCAAGAAGAAGAAGAAAAAGAAACGGCACAGUGAUGAUUCUAAUUAAGUUUAUGAAUGAUCUAUGUGUUUUAUAUAUUUGACAAUUUUAUUUUAAUUUUUUAACGAUCAUUUUAUUACAAACAACAUUCUUUUAAUUGGAUAACUAGCAUAUGGAAUUUUAUCUCCACAUUAUUUAGAUCUUACCAGCUACGCUAUAAUUUAAUGGUUAGAAAAUACCAUCAAAGUUUGUAUAGCUCUUGAGGCUAUAUAACAAUGUUAUGUAAUACGUUCACUGCCAUAGUUAACAUUUACACAUGACCAAAAGAGUAUGGAAGUGUA
Messenger RNA from Homalodisca vitripennis (glassy-winged sharpshooter), 1869 nucleotides. RefSeq names its product probable serine/threonine-protein kinase tsuA. The coding region runs from base 173 to 1597 and encodes 474 amino acids. Gene Ontology annotation, biological process: transcription by RNA polymerase I. The transcript has 8 exons. NCBI's taxonomy places the organism in Eukaryota, Metazoa, Arthropoda, Insecta, Hemiptera, Cicadellidae. The record is from RefSeq and is a predicted model, not a curated record.